Messenger RNA from Ostertagia ostertagi, 3951 nucleotides. The record is from the annotation of a GenBank genome assembly. Lineage: Eukaryota; Metazoa; Nematoda; Chromadorea; Rhabditida; Trichostrongylidae.
AUGGAGACAGUGCCCGAUAUGGAUGCUUUGCUAGAUGAACUUGAAGAGGCAGUGGUUGGGAACAGACGAAAGGAAUCGAAGAUUCCGGAAAAUAACGCCAACCAAGCCGUGGUAAUUGAGCUUCCCAUCCAUCUCCGAAAAUUGUCUGAGAAGAUCGUCAGAAUGGAGACAGUGCCCGAUAUGGAUGCUUUGCUAGAUGAACUUGAAGAGGCAGUGGUUGGGAACAGACGAAAGGAAUCGAAGAUUCCGGAAAAUAACGCCAACCAAGCCGUGGUAAUUGAGCUUCCCAUCCAUCUCCGAAAAUUGUCUGAGAAGGAAACUAUUAGGAUCGAGUUGAAGCCACCAGAUCCUGUACUAGCUUCGUUGGGUGAGCACUCAACAACAGAUUCUGUUGCGCUAGUUUCUGAUGGUGGAUUGAACGUCUCUGGCGUGUGCGAUCGAACACUUCCUACACCAAGUACACAUUUAGAAGACAGUCAGUCUCAUGGGAAAUCCGACAUUGACGAUGAAGUGCACGUCUGCGAUUCUGAUGGCGACACCGAAUUCGAGGAGGUUCUUCAAUAUUUGAAUCAGUUCGAGGAUAAAAGCUCCAAUGUUGUAGAUGACGAGGAUGCAAAUGCUGUUUCUAUUACCUCAGCUAACGUUCAAGAAAUGCAAGGGUGCUCUACUUCUGCUGGCGUUCCCAAGGAAGAGGAAACAAUUACGUGCAGCGAAAUUAAGGUGGAGUCCGCUCAAAAUGGCGGUUUGCGUAAAUCAUCUUUAGGGAUUGCAGAAAAAACGCAGGACUCAGAUGACGAGUAUCAGCGAAUAGCGGUUGGUGUUGUUGAAGCUGUUGUUGAUGCCAUUUUGGACGAAGUCGAAGCUAACAUUGAUGGAAUUUCUUCAAGAAACCAAAAAUCUGAAAUAUCGAAGACUGACUGGAACAGGAACAGUGAAGAUGUGGCGAAUUCUCUCGAAACCAUAGUGGUACGCGGGAACUGCUCUAGUGAUAAGCAAGCGGUCCAAGAUUCCUGCGUCGCUGAUGUUCAGGGGGAUGAAGGAGCUCCUUUGCAUGCAUCCUCAAAGGAAAGCGUUGCUUCUGGUAGUACAGAUAGCGCAUCAUUUGUAACCGUAAUACACAGACCAGCUACUGAAAGUAGUGAACAACAGACUCGAGCAUUAGAAGAAGAACAUACUCAAAAGGAUGAAGAUCAACCAUGCAAGAUAGGCAAAGUGACCGAAGAUAAAAUGCAACGAAUGCAUUUUAAAACUGCAUGCGCUCACACAAAUAUCCAAGCUGAAGCGCAAGAGAGGCAACAGAUUCCGGAAAACUUCAUGUCUCUUGAGCUGUCCCCAAAACAUGAUCAAGGACAAGUGAAGGACGACUUUCCUUCAGUGGAAUUGCCAAGAGGAGAAUCUCAUGAACACGAUGUCAUUGAAAGUGAUCCUUCCGCGCUCAUUAAUGCUGAUCAAGAAGAAAUCUCCACAGGCGAUAAACUCGUAGAGGAUAUAACUCAGAAAUCUGACCAUCUGAGCGACCAUACGCAAGAGGAGAGCAGUCUUGAAAAUGAUUCUUCGGAGGGAAUUCGCUCAGAAAGGGCUGGAUCGGAAGAAAGUACACAUGGGUUGGAAACAGCCAUUGAGUGCGAAGCCAAGGAAGAUGACUGUCCUUCCCCCAUCGGACCACGUGACCGCUUUGGAGCCCAGGUGAUCUCUACGAUUCAUGAUUUGUCGCAGGACACCGAUCCAACGAGGCUUACUGAGAGCGAGCUGCAGCUUGGAAAGUCAAAGCCCUAUUGGAUACCGGAUGACGACUGCUCAAUGUGUAUGUUGUGCAACUCGAGAUUUUCAUUACUCAAUCGUCGUCAUCACUGUCGCGCUUGUGGACGUGUCGCGUGCGGAUCAUGCUGCAAGGAGAAAGCUACGCUCGAAUAUAUGAAGGAUGAUCCGAAAAAGCAGGCUCAGGCUCGCGUAUGUACCCCAUGUGCAACGAUGCUGGCACGUAUUGAGGACUACGAGAAAAUGAUGAGGGAGCACGCCGAUGUAACCAUUUCGGAUGAAACCCCUGCAUCGACAUCGACGUCAGCUGGCAGCCGUGUAUCGCGUGGCGUGCUGAAAACGCGGACGACAAGUCUUGGUGAUUCUGAGGCCGAAACCUCUCAACCUUCGGACUCUUCUGAGAAAAAACGAUGUGUUGUUUUUCGAGAUGGGGUUAAACCUGGCGCUUCAUCACCGUCUGGGGAGGUGGAUCUUUCUACAGAAGAAAAGAGUAGUGCCGUGAAACCUAAGAAGAGAAGCAGGAAACGUCAUGCUGUUGCACGACGUGUGGCAGAAUUGCGGCUGGAAGAUGAGUUGGGCUGCGCUCUUCCGAACGGCACAAGGUCUCAGCUUCUGGUUGUAUGCCCAAAUGGUGAAAUGAAUACGGUUGAAGAAGAAUGGGUGAAUAAUCGGUUAAAAGAAGAGUUCCCAGUAACGGUGGUACUGAAGAAAAAUUUGUCCUGCGUGGUGAAGAUAUGUAAAGUGAACUCAAUGAGUGUUUUCUGCGUGCACUCCUGUGGCUUCGCUACAAUUGGCUUAGAUGAAGUACUUUUUGUUUGGAAGAGAGAGAACCCUAACGAUUUUUCUCUGCCCUUGAAUGUUUUGCACCGAAUAGCCCAGAUUUUCUCUACUUCCUGUGAUGCCGACCAGGCCGGCGUACGUCAGGUGUGCAGCCGUCUUCCUUCUAUUCAUUCAGUUCCAAUUGCAGUGCCUCCUUUAUCACGACAUAUUCUAUUUUUUCAUCCGACGUUGCAGGAUUUCUCAAGUCUUAGUUUACCCAACUCACCGUUUCUUGUUGCGUUGUUUCUCAAUGAUGCCGAAGUACCGUGGGCAAUGGCUUGUCCGAAUCGUUUGCUGUUCCGAUUAGGACUCAAAUACAGUUGGUAUCCUACUCCAUUCGUUAAUAUUGUGGGAAGGCAAGCUGUGUAUUCGACAGAAACAUCUCAAACAGUUCUUAAAGUAUUCACUGACUUCAGAAGCUGGUCUUUCCGAAUGAAGCAUCUGGCCGGCAGCACCGUUACGCUAAGUAAUGACGUUACCCUUGUUGAGAUUCCAAAGUCUGCCAAAGACGACUUGGAAGAAAUCGUCUCAUUCAAUUGCAAAAUGCUCGCCUGGUCAACAAGCACAAAUUUAACAGCUGAUAGUCAUCUGGUUUGUGACGAGACGGACGGUGUGUACUCCACUCAAGUUUUGGCCCGAGGAUCUUCUAGGAAAGCUACUGGUGCUUCAUUCUUAAUCAUUGACGGUGGUCUGAAAACAAAUGGGCUACAGAUUUCCGUUGUGGAAGAUGGUGUGGCUAUUCGUAUUCCAUCAGAAAGGUUGGAGAGCUUGCUCCAGGCACUCAAUGCCACAGAGAACUGGACCACCUCGGAUGCUUCUGGCACCCAUUUUGUUGUUCGCUGGACAGACGGCGCUGGUCCACCUUCUCCCUUUGGGCCGGUGUCACCCAUUGAUGGGCAAACUUUAGCGAACAAAUUUCAAUACGGACUAUCUUUGGAAAGGGCAAUCUCGUCGGUUUUGCAAGUAAACAGUGUUUCUGAUUAUGGUGUGCGGCUUUCGCACGUUUACAAUCUCAAAGAUGGCCGUCUCGCUCCAGAUGACGAACCUAAAGUGUUCAGCAUUGCGGAAAUGUUAGCUCGAGAAUGUACUGGUAUGCUCGAACCCUAUCUGACAAUGCUUAUCAACAUGGGUAUAAUGAGCAUAUCAGUUCGUGUUGGUGUCAGCGCUGACACGGUAGAAUACGAUGUUUCACCAUGGUUUGGUAUGGAAGAGGAACAGUUGUUGUACAAACAGAACAUGGAUCAGCUCAUUCCGGUGCUCUACGAUAUCCUUGGCUAUUUAUCCGGUGGAUUCCACAUCGAGCUAGUGCUGUCGUUUGUCUCGACGAAAACGACUUCGAUACAUGCAGGAGAUGUUAUUCUAGUUCAUAUCUAA